AGGCAGGAACUCUAAAGUCGAGGCACACGGUUUGACGCCGGAAGGGAAAAGCAAAUGGAGCGGCACCGGAAGCGUGGCGAACCGGGAGCGAAAGGGCGGCGGACCCGAGCGGAAACCUUACGCGUCCUCCCAGAAGGGGAGCGGCACGCUUGUGGCAGGUGGAAUUCGUGAAGCAUCAUUGGGAGUCCAGGGAGAAAGUCACAUUCGGACUUUUUUUUUUUUUUAAACCAUGGUUUUGGUUUGGGGUCACAAAUUGCUGAAUGGCACUUACGUUCUAGGAAAAUGCCUGAAGCCAAAUGCCACCUUGCAUCCUUUUUGGGGAAUUCACUUUGCCAACUAUUGUUCCAAUAGUCCUAAUAAACCAGUGAUUAUUCAUGACAGAGUUUCCCAACAGAGGAAGACUGCAGAGGGUUUGCAAGUACAACCCCCCAAAGACGUUGCUGUGGAUAGAACUUCUCCUGAAGAGAAGACUGAGAUUAACUUUGACAAAGCAAUUAAAGAUGAAAUGAAGAGCCAUUUCAAGCUUUUGAAAGAUGAAAUCAUGAAUAACUGGGUAGGACCGGGAGGCCGUCCCCUGCAUGAAGUCAUGCUGGAGCAAGCCAAGGUUGUCUGGCAAUUCCGUGGAAGAGAAGAUUUAGAUAAAUGGGUAGUGACUUCUGAUAAGUUGAUUGGAGGCAGAAGUGAAGUCUUCUUAAAAAUGGGCAAGAACAACCAGAGUGCACUCUUCUAUGGAACUCUGAGCUCCGAGGCGCCUCGCGAUGGGGACAGUAGCCAAAGUGGGUUCUGCACGAUGAUGUCCAGUAUUCCAAGGGGUGCUUUUGCGAGGAAGCAACCUCAUGACUGGUCCGGCUUCAACACCCUGUAUCUCCGCAUCCGCGGGGAUGGACGGCCUUGGAUGGUGAAUAUCAGGCAGGACACAGACUUUAUCCAGAGGAGUAAUCAGAUGUACAGUUACUUCAUGUUCACCCGUGGGGGGCCCUACUGGCAGGAGGUCAAGAUUCCUUUUUCCAAAUUUUUCUUCUCAAAUAAAGGAAGAAUCCGGGAUGUCCAGACCCCAGUUAUGCUGGACAAGAUCGCAUCUUUAGGAUUUACCCUGAGUGAUAAAGUGGAUGGUCCCUUCUUCCUGGAAAUAGAUUUUAUUGGCGUGUUUAAAGACCCGACACAUACAGAAGAAUUUGCCUAUGAAAAUUCUCCAGAAAUUAGCCCAAGACUAUUUAAGUAGAGAUGAGCACGUGACCGCUUUGUCUUUUGGGUAGUAAGUAUAUCUGUACAACACAGAUAAAAUAUAUCUGCUUUUUACUUUUCUUGUGGCUGGGGUUUGAACCAGGACCUUGUGCUCUAUCACUAAGCAAGUACUCUUAUCACUAAGCCCAAAAUAAAGCAUUUAACAGCAUCCAAUGAAUGGUGGGAUGUAGUCUUAAGACAGGGCACAAUGGUGUUGCUAAGAGAAAGCAGAAGAGCCUGAAGCCAGGUUCUGAGCUCUGCCUUUGCUCAUAAAAUGAAGGUACUGAUGGAGAAGUACCAUGCAAAUAACUUUUGUCAGAAAAGUUUCUAUUAGGAAUCUGGCCAGGCUCUUUGCAGUCUUCUACCACUCUUCAUGAUAGCCAUGAGGUAUCCAUAGAGAGCUUGUCCUUGGGGCUGGAGGCAAGGUGCACUUGGUAGAGCACCAGCCAGUGAGCACAAUGUUAGGUGCCGAGUCCCAAUCUAACGACAACAAAAAUCCUUUCUAGUUCUUAUUUCUGGUGACUUCACUAACAACUAGAAAAACUAAAGAUAUUAGAUGUCUGGCCCUAAUACCUCCUCGGUCAUUUAAGAUAUUAGAGAUUGGAUAAGCCAAAAAUAAGACCUUGAUUUGAUAACCAAUUGAAUUUGAUCAGUUCUUCCAUGUUAGACAAAGGGGUACAAACAUUGUUACAUUAAGUACUUGAAGAAAGCCCAAAUCACAAGUAAGCAAGAGACACAUCGCCAGCCUUGUUUAACAGUUUCAUUGAGCUAUAAUAUACACAGCAUAUUAAAUUUUGCAAUCAUUA
Molecule: messenger RNA, 2030 nt
Organism: Perognathus longimembris pacificus (Pacific pocket mouse)
Lineage: Eukaryota; Metazoa; Chordata; Mammalia; Rodentia; Heteromyidae
Gene: Ndufaf1
Product: NADH:ubiquinone oxidoreductase complex assembly factor 1
Exons: 5
Coding region: 230-1222 (330 amino acids)
Biological process (GO): mitochondrial respiratory chain complex I assembly; mitochondrial electron transport, NADH to ubiquinone
Cellular component (GO): mitochondrion
Source: RefSeq, a predicted model, not a curated record